AUGGCUGACAGCCAUGAUCCUGCAUCUCGUGGCCGCUCCCCCUCACCGACGCCCAAUUCCCAUAGCCCUUCCUCGUCCCGACCGAAACCUGAGCCGUCUCCCGCGUCGCGUCCCCCCCGCGUAAAUGGCAUUGCUCGCGCGGAUCACGACGAGACAGAAGACACAAAAAUGGCGACGCCUUCCCGCAAGGCCUCCGUGUUGCCCGCAGCCGCAAGCCCGCCUGCCAACCCGGUGCUGCCGUCAGAUGUAGAUUCGUCCCGCCAAAAAUCCGGGCGUCCCAAUGCCGAACCCGCUCAAAGCGCCUGGGAAAAGCCUGUCAAGCCUCGGCGCGCAGAGAACGUCGAUCCAUCCGGCACCCGUCGCGAUACCAACACUCGACGGCCGUCCGACCCCCAGCCGGCUACAGAAAGCGCUCCCGCAAGUACUCGGAAACAGACAAAUGGCACGAUCGGCUCCGUCUACUCGGGCAACAAAAUCAGGCAUCUGAAAAAGGAUGAUGGCAUUCCCCUUUGGCGAAAGGACAUCCAGUACGAGUUCUUGAGACUCGUCUUCGCAGACAAGACGCCGUGCUUCACUCGGUUUCCCGAGGGUGAUAAGAAUUUCACGUUUACGGAUAUCUAUCUUGAUGCGAUGGCGAAAAGCAGCAAGACAAGCAAGAUACUCAAGGAAAAACUGCAGACCGAAAAGUCCUCGGCAAUCAACAUGGCCAUGGUGUGCCUUCUUGUGAACUUUGGGAGGAUGAAUACAACCCUGAACUUCUUCCCGGAAAUGCGUGCCCAACUUCGAACCUACCACUCGAUCCCGUCCCUCCAAGCCCACCAAGACUCCAAUGCGUACAAGCAGCUGCAGGAUGCACCCCGUCUCAAAUCGAUCCUCAAAGGCGCCUCCGAAGACGUCGAGCAGCCGGGUACGGUGGAGAAAGUCAAGAGUCUUCCGGUCCCUCGCACGAACCCCGUCAAUCUCAUUUUCGUCUUGUCCCACUACGCUCCGAAGAUAUCGGAGCUCCACUUUCAGCCCCCGGGAGAUUUCUUCGACUUGGUGAUGCGACCAACGCUGAGUAGUAAAAGCCGUGCCAGGGCGUUUUUGUGGCUGAUGUGGUAUUACCUGGAAAGUGAUUUCUCUGAAAAGGCCGCCUUGGAGAACCCUUUCGGUCCCGGCACUGUUGGGGAAGGGAGCCAGGGUUUGCCGCUCAAAGUGCCUGGGCUAGAGGAACUCACAGAACAAGAGGCUGAAGCUGAGAACGUGGACUCACCGGAGGAAAUCCGGUAUGGUGAGGAGAAGCAACGGGAGCGAAAGCGGAUCUUGGAAGAGGACGAUGUUAUCUUCCGGCAUGCCAAGCGCCCGAAAAAAGGUGAUAACCCGCUACACUCGACCGACCCUUGUGUCCAUGUACGAGAUCGGAGCGCUGCCGGCGGGCGUCGUAGUGACGUUUAUGGGUCGGUUGCGGCCACGCCUCUGAACCCAGCCAAGCGAGCUCUUGAAGAUGAGGAUGUUGGUGAAAUGCAAACACCCCCCCAAACCUCUAGGCCACGUUCCAAGCGCCCUAAGAGAGAUUCUUCGGCCAAUCGACCGCCCGGCAGCCAACCGCAGCGCUUGGUCCUCAAGACCAGGAUGGAGCAGACUCCCGACACCUCUUCCCCUGCUCCCCCUGGCGCUGCACAUCCAAUCCUAAGUCAAUAUGUCUCCGGCAAUUCCGUUUCCGGCGGCCAGAGUGGAUCUCGCCGACCACGCCCAAUGACUCAGCAUCAGAUCGCCCUUGAAUUGAACCGAAAGCAACGCGUUGAUUAUGCAUUGGCUCAACGUCGAAUGGAAACAUGGGACGCUCUCCGUGUGCGCCGAGAAAAGGAAGUCCCGUUUGCCCGUGCGGGACGCUUACUUCAAAGCUUGCCGACCAGCUAUGACACGGAAGACGAGAAAUCUUGGGGCAAGGGUGGCAUUUGUCCCAACCCAGAAGAAGAAGAGGAUUAUGGAGAAACUGCUAGCUUCUACUUCUCCGUGAUUAGAAAAGUUGCGCGGCGACUGCAACGAUGGGAUUGGGAUUCGGUUCUGUCUGACGAUAAAGAUUAUCCGGUUAAUGGCUUGGGAGCUAAUUACAAUCGACCUCCGGUUGAGGAGCAUCAUGAGUUGGAGAUGGUUAGUCAUGCGACAUCCAGUUUCCAUAAGCCGAAGAGCCGGUCAGCGGCCAGGAGAGAAAGGAAGAUGAUUGAGGAUGCGCCCGAGGAGCAUGAGCAGACAAAGAAGCUCUCAAGCCGUGGUGGCACAGGCCAGAAGAAAUCCACUGCGACUGGUAGUAAGCGAAGAUCGCGACCAUCGAAGGGCACUUCCAAACCUCACGCCGAUGCUCCCGAACAAGCUGAAAUGCCCGAUGACUCUGUGCUGCAUGGCGACCGUGGCGCUGGUCGCGGCGAUGGCCCCAUGGACACAAUUGACCAAGAGCUGCUUGGUGAGAGCAGCCUCCCUGACACCCGAAGCCGCCAGGAUGACACGAGCAGCAUUGGUCUUGGACCCGAAGUCGUGCAGGGCGACGGUGAUGAUACCGAAGAGCUCUCUGACGUGGAUAUGGAGCUGUCCAAGCUCGGUGAGAAUGAAUACUCCCGAGGCGACAGUUUGUCUCCGGACAACGACGUGGAGGCCAGCCAGCUGGACGAUGACGAGACUGUGCUUGAAGUUUGA
Uncinocarpus reesii 1704 is the source of this 2673-nucleotide messenger RNA. RefSeq lists its product as uncharacterized. Bases 1 to 2673 code for a protein of 890 amino acids. Gene Ontology annotation, cellular component: Ino80 complex. The record is from RefSeq and is a predicted model, not a curated record. The transcript is spliced from 4 exons. NCBI's taxonomy places the organism in Eukaryota, Fungi, Ascomycota, Eurotiomycetes, Onygenales, Onygenaceae.